UGUCUGCCCGGAAUGCCGAGGGAGGGAUGAGCGGAACCGCCCUCGCUGACCGGGCUGGCGAUGAGGGCAGCGCCGAGCGGGGCCGGGAGCGCGGCCGCGCGUGGCACCCGUUAAUUCCGUUGGGCCGAAUGAGCGCCGGGGCCGCGUCCGGCCGGUGCCCCCGAGCGCUGCCCGCCGGGGCGGGCUGUCCGUGUGUCGGGCUGUCCGUGCGUCCGCGCCGGUCCCGCCCCCCUCCACGGCCGGCACAACAAACCCGCCCCGUCCCGCCCGCGCCGUGCGGCUGUUGCGCGGAGCCGCCCCCGGCCGCGGGGGCCGGGCCGGGCGGCGCUGGCAGCGGGGCCCGGGCGGACAUGAGGACCGAGAUCUCCACGGCGGCCGCGUUCGUCACCCGCCUCCUGCGGGCCGCCGGCGGGGUCGGCGAGGAGCAGCUGCGGUGCUUCCGCGAGUGCCUGCAGGAGGCGAUGCGCGAGCACUACAGGCACCACUGGUUCCCCCUGGUGCCCUCCAAGGGCUCCGGCUACCGCUGCAUCAGGAUCAACCAUAAGAUGGACCCCUUGAUAGGAAAGGCGGCGGGGAUGAUCGGACUGAGCCACGAGAGGCUCUUCCAGCUCUUACCCAGCGAAUUAACGCUGUGGGUCGACCCUUUCGAAGUGUCCUAUCGCAUAGGUGAGGAUGGGUCUAUCUGUGUGCUGUACGAAAGCCCCCAGCCUGGGGGGAAGGCGGCCAAACAGCUGGAGAGCAGGACCAGCUGCAAGGAGGAGUGGAGGAUUGGCAGAUCCAGCCCUUCCAAGAGUUACAACAUGAUGACGGUUUCUAGUUAAAAACAACUCUUCCCUGUACGAUGUUGUAUGUAUCCCAACCUCAUGGUAAAGUUAGAUGUAACUGAGCUUUUUUUGUUUUUAAUUUUUUUUUUCACCCUAUAGUCAUUAAAGUCGUGGUAGUACUGCCAAGUUCUUUGUGGCCAAGGGCUAAAUGUAUAAAGCAGUUCUUUACACUGCAUGUUCCUUUCCGGGCUGUGUCCUGUAAAUGCACUGUACAGUUGGUGGAUUGUUUUACACAUUUAUAUUUUCAAAGAAGUUCUGCAUAUUUGUAAUAAAAAGCAAUAUUGUAGCACUCUUUAUGAUGGGUUUUAGUCAAAAGUAGUACUUGCUAAAAAACAAUCUCUAAUUUGCAGAGCAAUAACACAAAGGGGGGUGGGAAACAGAUCUAACAAACUGCACAUAAAUCUUUCCAGUGAUUUGUCUGCACAGACUUCUCUCAGGGUCAUUCAAGUUUGACUGUGAGGCACAAAUCACAGAAAUAACUCUUUAUUUUUCCUUCUUCAAAGCAUGCAUUUUUUUGUGGGCUGGGUUCCAUCACACCCCAAUAUUUUAGCAAAAAGAAAUGGGGAAUUAGUUGUCUAGUUAUUUCUAGUUAUGGGAGUAGAAAAAUAAAGACUUGCUUAAAAUGCCUCUGACUUUUUUGGUGGUGUGCUUUUUUUUGUUUGUUUAGGGCUUUUUUGUUUGUUUUUGGGUUUUUCCCCCCAGGCAUUUAACAUUGCUCUUAAAGCUUGUUUUGUCUAUUUCUAAUAAUUGCAGAAAGCUUUGUAGUUAAAGAGGUGUAGCAGUGAACACCCAUCUUUAUUUCAGAUCACAACAAACACUGAGUUUUGGGAAAGCUUGCUGGCUGCCUGUCUUCAGCUGAAUAAUCUGGGGAGAGCUGGGUGGGUGUUUUUGGUACUGAAUGGAAGCAAAAGUACUCUUCUAAUAUUUGAUCUAUUACAGAAAAAAAAAGCUUGAGUUUAGAAGGAAAUGGAGUUUGGGUUUAAAACUGCAGCUUGCACCAUGUAGGAAGCUGGAGUGAAAAUUAUCAUCAAUGCUGUAACUGCCUUGGCUUUUCUGGAACGUAAAUCCUGCUGUUUCUCGCUUUGAGUUCCUUAUUUUUGUCAGAGUCUCUAAUACCAGUUGGGCACAAGUUUUGGUGAAGGUAUCAAACACAGUAGGUUUGAUGUAAUAACAAAUCUUUGUGUUGCUGGUUUAUGUGGAUACUCUGAGUGUUGAUAUCCCAGUAAAGGAUCUGAUUUACAGAUAUUGUGAUUCCUAUUCUAAGGAGCAGUGGUUUCUAAUUCAGCCAUAGAAGGCUGCCUGGCAUUGCUGAUUUCUGAAGCCUGGUGUUGGAGCACAGUUGAACACUUGAUGAAAGGGAGCUUUGUCUGGUGUGAGCAUGUCAGCAAAAAACCCCUCCUUGGGCUAUGUCAAUACCGUGGUAGAACAGAGUGAGGGAAGGGGCAAGUCUGGGCAAACUGGAAAGGGCAGAACUCCAGCUCACAAAGAGGUUUUUUCUUUGUUUGCCUUAGAAAAAGCUGUGGCUUGCUUCUUGCUGUUUGCUUAUUAUCUUGGAGGCAGGCUUGUCUAGAGGUAUUUGUUUAAUCUGGGGGAAAUGUAUAGUGCCAUUUUCUUAGUAAUUAAAACUCUGUAAAAAUU
Camarhynchus parvulus is the source of this 2462-nucleotide messenger RNA. RefSeq names its product protein BTG1-like. Gene Ontology annotation, cellular component: cytoplasm; nucleus. Gene Ontology annotation, biological process: negative regulation of mitotic cell cycle; negative regulation of cell population proliferation. The transcript is spliced from 2 exons. The record is from RefSeq and is a predicted model, not a curated record. Bases 27 to 821 code for a protein of 264 amino acids. NCBI's taxonomy places the organism in Eukaryota, Metazoa, Chordata, Aves, Passeriformes, Thraupidae.